Messenger RNA from Aureobasidium musti, 609 nucleotides. NCBI's taxonomy places the organism in Eukaryota, Fungi, Ascomycota, Dothideomycetes, Dothideales, Saccotheciaceae. The record is from the annotation of a GenBank genome assembly.
AUGACCCCACCAAUCGCCGAAAUCCUCAAAGAUUCCGAAUACAAACCAGAACUGGUGCAACGCAUCGCCUUCCGCACCUCCCAACCAAAUCUAGAAGUGGUACCUUAUGAUCCAACCUGGCCAUCUGUUUUCACCUCCAUAAAAACUCGCAUCCUCACUGCGCUGGGCUCAACAGCCCUCGCAGUGCACCACACGGGCUCAACAAGCAUCCCAAACCUCCCAGCAAAGAACAUCAUCGAUAUAGAUUUAGUGGUCAAGGAUAGCACCGAUGAAGAUGCCUACGUCUCCAGACUCGAAGCUGCAGGGUUCAAGUUUUUGCUCAGGGAGCCGCAUUGGCAUCAACAUCGCUUUUUCUAUACGUAUGAGCCUUGUGCGGUGAAUUUGCAUGUUUGGAGUCCGGAGUCUCCUGAGGUGGUGCGGCAUCAGAUCUUCAGACAACAACUUCUGGAUUGUCCUGAGGAUAUGGCUAUGUAUUUGAGAGCUAAGGAGCUUGCGGCUUCUCAAAUCAAAGAGAAUGGUGGGCUUAUGCAGGACUACAACUUACUAAAGGAGGACACGAUCCGUCAAAUAUUGAGGAAUGCAUUCAAGGACUUGGGCUACAUUACAUAA